GCGCACGGUCUAUCAGCCGUACGGGAUGCUGCGAAUCCAGAGUACUAGAUUCAGUCGUACGCUUGGCUCCCUCCUGUCGCCGCCGGUUCUGCUCGCGUACGCUCUUCUCGCGCACGAUCCUCGUUAAAAGCGUCCGCGUGUCGCGGCCACGAGCCAAUCUUCCACCGACCUAUCCGUCACGCGUCUUCACGCCUCGUCCCUUCUACUCGUCUCACCCCCACGCGUCUCGUCAGUGUGCUUUCCACGCGUCUACGUUCUUUCUGUUCGUCGACCCCUUUCCGAACCGGCGAGCCCCUUUCGUCGUUGUUCGGCGUGAACGAAAAAGCCAGGCACCAAGCCGAUCUCUGGCUCAAGGAGAUCCGAUUCCUACGCCAGGAAAUCGAAGCGGCAGCGGCAGCAACAUGGGCAUUCUCACGUGAGAGGCGUGUUCCGGGGGUGGUCUGCCAGAAACAAAAACGAAUCCGGGGAAGGAGCGAAAAAACGAAAAAGCGAAAAAAAAAAGAAAGAAAGGAAAGGGGCAGCGACUCGCGAACGAAUUAAUAAUGCCGCGCGAGAGGAGCGCGGAGGAUCGGCUGAACUUUACUCACAGGGGAUCACGCAACAAUCCCGGAAGAGAACAGAACUGAAGGUGCAACGAUGGGGGUGUACGUGAUAGGUUUAGCCGGCGUGAUUGUGUUUUAUGUGGCGGUAUUGGGUGUCGGCAUUUGGGCGGCUGUUGUGAAGAAGAAAAAAUCCCGUCAUGGCCAAGAUGGUAUGAUAUUGGCCAAUCGUGGCUUGGGCCCGGUCCUCGGUAUCUUCACACUAAUCGCCACGUGGGUCGGCGGCGCUUACGUAAAUGGGACCGCUGAAUUGAUGUUCACCAGAGGAUUGGCCUGGUGUCAAGUGCCCUUCGGUUACAGCCUCAGUCUGCUGUUCGGUGCGGUGUUAUUUGUACGACCAAUGAGAAAAGCGGAGCACGUGACUAUGCUGGACCCUUUUCAAGAGAGAUAUGGCGCCGGGGUUGGAGGACUGUUGUUCCUUCCUGCUCUCUGUGGUGAUUUGUUCUGGUGUGCUGCGGUGCUGAGAGCUUUGGGAAGCUCGUUGGCCGUGGUGGCUGGCGUGGAUCCGGACAUCAGCAUUGUCGCCUCUGCGCUCUUGGCAGCCAUGUAUACCGUAUUUGGCGGAUUGUAUGCCGUCGCGUGCACCGAUGCGUUGCAGUUGGCGUGUAUUAUAAUCGGUUUGGGAGUGUCCGCGCCGUUCUCUGUUCUUCAUCCUGCCGUUUCUUUCGAGAAGAAUCUAGCACCGCACGAAUGGCUGGGUGAAAUUAAGAACGAGGACCUCGGCGAGUGGGUUGAUUGUAUGCUGUUGUUGGUAUUCGGCGGUAUACCUUGGCAGGGUUAUUUCCAAAGGAUCCUAAGUAUGCGAAGUACGUCAAUGGCAACGGCUCUAUCGAUAGCCUCAAUGUUCGGCUGCAUGAUACUCGCGUUUCCAUCAGCUUUAAUCGGCGUGGUGGCACGUGCCACCGAUUGGUCAUCCAUAGAAGGAUUUAACAGGAGUAUAAUAGCGCAUGAUGGGAACGCAGCGUUACCGGUUGUUCUCCGAUACCUAACACCGCAGUGGGUCUCAUUUGUCGGUCUGGGUGCCAUUUCUGCGGCGGUGAUGUCGUCAGCAGAUUCGAGUAUAUUGGCGAGCAGUUCCAUGUUCUCCAGAAACGUCUAUAGACUCACGUUAAGGCCAAAGGCAUCCGAGAGGGAACUGAACUGGAUCCUCCGGAUAUCUGUUGUCGUGAUCACGGUACUGUCGACUGUAAUAGCGCUCACUGUGGACAGCGUUUAUUAUCUGUCGUACUUGAGCUCUGAUCUUGUUUACGUGGUGCUCUUCCCGCAAUUGUUAACCGUGGUCCAUUGGCCCUCUCUGGUCGACACUUAUGGAUGCCUCGCUGGCUAUUUCGUCGCCGUUGUUUUACGUCUUUGUGGUGGAGAGAAAGGAUUGGGAGUGCCAGCUCUGAUCGAGUAUCCUUUCUACGACACGGAAACGCAGUCGCAGAAAUUCCCAUUCCGCACCGGCGCUAUGAUCGUGGCUUUAUUUACCCAGCUCAUCACCAGCUUCUUUACGAGAAAUCUCCUCGGUAAAGGCUACUUUCCCCGAUGCUGCGACGUUCUCAGCGUAUACUCGCCUGGGAAAUCGAAGGACCAAUCCGGAGUUGUACAGAGCAGUUCCGGUGCCGCUUUAAUGGACACUUCCUCUGUCAAUAAAUCCACCUCGGGAAUGGACUCGUGCGAUGGAAUCGGGCCGGGAAGCUACGACGACGACCGUACUACUUCGAAUUCAGUGGAGGACAUGACUGAUCGGGUAGACAGCGGGACCAUAGCCGGCGAUCCUUACGAGAAAGACACUACCAAAGUGAAUAGCGUCGGUUCGGCCGCUCAGAAAGCGAACCAAAGCCUUCAGCACCUUCAAAUCUUGAGAAACUCCAUUCACACGAGCUCCAUCAGCGGUAGACACACACCGACUCCCAAUCAGUACGCUCCCAUACAAAGCAACGAAGUAUCCAAAGGCCAAAUAUUAGGUGUACGAAACUUACGAGGUUCUAUGGGCCAGAUACUCUUGUCAACCGAUCGGCCAGCCAUAACUCCCAGCAACGCAGGCAUAGUGAACGUACCAACGAAUCCCACCGUAGCCACCCCGAUGACUCCAGGCCCUCAUUACACCAAACCUAACGACGGGGCUCUGUUAAACGACAAGACGAGAGAGAACGAGAGGAUCAGUAUCGUGGACAGAGGAAACACGGAAUUCCAAAUUGUUCCGGAUAACAUGCUCACUACUAUCAACGUUAAGAAGAACGUGAAGGGUGUGAAGUUGGUCGGUAUGGAGGGUGGCACGCUGAGGAGACCGUCUUUGCAGGGCACGUUUUCACCGACACCGUCGGUGGAGCUUGUCCACAUCUUGGACAGAAGACAGAGCAGUAGCUCGUACGGGCCUGGAUCCCUCUCUCCCGUUCCUAUGGGAAUAGAGGCGUGCAAGACCCACGGGACAGCGUUAGAAGGACAGAGUGGAAAUGAACAUUGCAGGAUCAAGAGGGGCAUCGUCAGGCAUCACAGUUUGCGCAGCUUCAACGACACGGGAGACCGAGCGCUGACAACGUUGGCCAGACAGCCAACGUACCCAUCGAUGCCAUUGCGACCCGAAGAUUGCCGCAUGACCCUGGUGAAGAAAGACAGGAGAACGUCGACGAUCGCUCGACACGGUUCCGUGACGAACGAGAAAGAGCUAAGCGGUUGCACAACCGGGCUCGUCGUUUGCAGUCCUACAUACAGCAUGUACAGCUCGGCAGUGAAGAAUUCCAACUACUUCGUGACCGACGACGAGGCGGUCAGCAGGUUUUAAACGCAUACGUUCAAGGGAAAUGAUACAACAAGCUCGUGAAGUAAAACAAUUGAAUCACAAACUGUUCAUUAAUCGAGUGGUUGAAGAUCUCACGGUGGUGUAAGUUAGAUUUCUUUAUUAGAUUUUCAUUAAAUAGUGUAUGUUUUGUAGGUUCGCUUCAAAACGUGUGGUUUUUGGAAACGGAAAUUCUCAAAAAUUCAUCACCACUGUGAAUCGCAUCCGGAUACGUAUUUCCUUUUUUUUUUUUUAACGCUGUGUGAACACACUGGCACAUUAGUAUUUUUUUAAUCUAACUUCAUUGAGCUUGCAAGUUAGAAACGAGUAACUUGCAAACAAACAACAAACGACAAAUCUUUUUUUUUUCUUCUUUUUUGUUUUAUUCCCGGACACGUUUCUAACUAUUCGGUAACUGCAAACUUUAAUUUUAAUUCGAUUUUACAAGCUCGCUGCAUCGUUUCCUCCGAGCACGCAACAAGGACUACGAGCCCGAACGAAAGGACAAUCGAAUUUCAAGCCUGAUCAAGCCACAAAACCCGAUCGCGUCUUCUCACGUCUCCCAUUUCUUUUCUCGAAUCGCCGUGCAACUCUACCACUGCCCGUCUUUUAUGACAUUCUUAGAAAAUCACGAGUUUUUUAUGGGAAGAUAAAAAGAGGGGUUGCUUUCUCUAGUAGCAAGUAACCCUAAAUCUCUGGAUCCCGAGGCACCAACUAUUAAAUCCUGGUCGAAAAGAUCAGUUCAAUUUUGAUGUAAACUCUGUCAACUGUGGUAACGAACAAGUGAGAUCAAGGUGAAAAAUACAAUUCACGAAGAUCGAGAAAACCGAUGUGAUUUCACUACGAUUGUCAGAGUAAGAUCGACGGAAUUUUAUCGAGGAACGUUGAACGUAGCGGUAAGGUUUUAAUUAAUAAACGAUGAGAAAGUCGUAGUCGUUAGAUAAGCGAGACACGUUUCUCUUGUAACAUAAUUUAGUUAAUUUCCACGUGGACAUUUCCACACGCGAGGUACCAUUCGAUUUAUCGUGAACGUGUUUCGUGACAGGACCGUGCUAUUGCUGUACUUAAUCUACCACUCAGGAAAGUAACUUACCUUUUAACUAAUUGAUUUUUAUCAGAUUUUGUCAGACGAACGUGAAAACGGCCAAACUUUUCGAUCAAGCAUUUACACUGCGGACAUCCCAUAAAAAUUUGUGAACCUUCUCGACUCGUUUUUUCUUCAUUCACCCCGUUUCACGGUUCCUUUUUUACGUUCGGCUGAUAAACACGAGGAACAAUGAGAAUCUCCGAACGCACAGUUUCGAAAGAACAAAGUAGCAAACACGAUAAUCCGAGAAUUGCUGUGCAUUCCUAUCGUUUGUUUUUGUAAAUCAGUGGAAGACUAAAACUGUAUCUUUCUAUCGAGUCGUUUAUAUACGUACAUACAUACAAGGUGACGCAGGGUUGUUUGAAGCAAUAGGAUAUUUCUGAUGACUAGAAAAAUUUUCGCACGUAUUUAUUAUGACACCGAUAUUAUGGUAAUUAACUAGAUACGAAGAUGUUACAUUUUUUUAUUAUUUGGCAGCACUUUCAUGUGACUUCAUUGCGUACCAAAUCUUUUUCUUUUGUUAUUGUAAAUGACGCGAUUGUCUUGCAACUCGCCGAGUUCGAGUACGUGAACAACUUUUGAGAAAUUUACAUUUGAAGACAGAUUGCUCAACUUGUGCGGUGUGAUUUUGAUUUUCGAAAUUUUUCCCAAUUCAAAUAGCCUUACUGUAGAAUCACUCUCUCUCGUCUUUUUCACAUUAUUUCUUGUUAAAUUUAAAGCACGCAAAAUCCUUUUGUUCUUCCGACCGGUAGAGAAUUCAAGAUUGAAGCUUAGCCGAUAUAAAUAAUCCUGCCUUACCCUGCUCCUCUUAAAUUCAAGAACACCUCAUGUGAUUCACAAUGCUCUCCCUACUUGGAGUCAAGUAUCUAAACGAAUUUGACAAAGACUUCAUCCUCGACAACUUAGAGUAUUUUUGGUACACGAACUUAAAUAAUAACCGAACGUCAAUGUACAACGCGAAUUAGCGAACGAAAACGAAAGGUUGAAGGAAAAAAAAAAAAAAUUGUUCUCGAGAGAAUACAGUUCUAGUCAACGAGCGCGUUUUCUAGUCUAGUUGAAAAAUACCCCUUUUCAGACUGAUUCAACCAGAGGACCCAAGUAACCCAAAAAAAAGUGAUUCAUUUUUGUACAAAAAAAAAAAAACACAAAAAAAAAACGCUCACGAGCGAACGUAAUAUUUUUUUUUUCUGCGUGACUCUGUGUAGAUAGAGCGAUUGAUAAAGUCGAGGACCUUUGGCCAGUUCGUGUACGAAGGGCAAGGGAAGAGGGGAACCUUCGAGAAGCACGAUUAUGCAUUUAGAUAAUUACGUAAGAGGUAGAUAAUAGACAAUUUAACUGAUAACACGGUGUGAAUUGGUGUCACGCGGCUCCACCAUUUCUGACGUCCAGUUCGAAGUGGUAAAAGAGGAGAAAUAUGCGAAGAGGAACGAUAGCUGUGAGAGAUAGAGGCAGCAGCGUGAGCUUCACUACUCGAAGCCAUUUUUUUCCGUUUCCAGCGUGAGGAAAAAUUUCAAGCUUUUGACGAAUAUCUCUCCUCGACUCUUGAAUCAGAUCGUUAUCCUAGGAAAUGAAAUUUUAGAUUCUUUUCAGUUUCAAAGUUAAGAAAGUCGAACGAGUGCAAUUCAAAUAUUUCAGUUUGCUCGAUUGCUAGUUGGAUAGUAAGAAAAAAAAAGAACGUUAUUAUUUGCAUUUGAUUACAAAUAGAUAAACAGGACCGUAAUAUUUACAGGUUGAAUCGGUGAACUUUUAAAUAAUUGGAAAUUGGAAAUUGACAAUUCCAAAUUUAUAUAUUAAUUAAAUUUCUUUCUUAAUCUUUAAAUCUGUGUACGUGUGAGUAUUCUGAAAUUUCUAUAAAUUCCUGAAUAUUUAAGUGGUCUGAAAAAUCGCCUCGUGAGGUGUACGGAUCGCUAAAUUUUGGAAUUUUUACUUUAAGUAGACAGAUUCUUAAAUUUUCUCGUUUCUCUUCCACCAAAAAAUCCGCGUUUCGAAUUAAUCGUCUGCUUCGAGGAGAAA
This is a messenger RNA of Frieseomelitta varia, 6460 nucleotides long. Its product is annotated as high-affinity choline transporter 1-like. NCBI's taxonomy places the organism in Eukaryota, Metazoa, Arthropoda, Insecta, Hymenoptera, Apidae. Gene Ontology annotation, biological process: acetylcholine biosynthetic process; choline transport; transmembrane transport. The coding region runs from base 637 to 3366 and encodes 909 amino acids. Gene Ontology annotation, cellular component: plasma membrane. Gene Ontology annotation, molecular function: choline:sodium symporter activity. The transcript has 14 exons. The record is from RefSeq and is a predicted model, not a curated record.